Phyllotreta striolata is the source of this 1340-nucleotide messenger RNA. Lineage: Eukaryota; Metazoa; Arthropoda; Insecta; Coleoptera; Chrysomelidae. The record is from the annotation of a GenBank genome assembly.
CGUGGUCUCUUUCUUGUGAAACAAUCAGUUCAACUAAUUAUAUAGAAAUAGUGACUUUAUUGUAAUAAACGUAAGUAUUAGUAAGUUUUAAAAUAGGAUUAAGUGUUUUUUAUAAUAUAAUAGUUGUUUUUGUACGAUAUGAUCUGCUAUCUAGCAGCGAGUCGAGAAACUUCUGGAAAACAAACCGGUAAUGUAACCUUCAUUUUAUGGAUUGGUUUAGAAAGAGGCAACACGAUUUUCUAAACUUUAAUACGCAGUGAAAAUUUAUUUGUGCAUGUGCAUCGUCAUUUAAAAAUUUCCUCUACCAAAAGUUCUCUUUUACUGCGACAAAGCCAAAUUUCCAGUUAAACAAAAUGGUUCUGGGCCAGUUCCUCACCACCUACAGAAAAGAUUUCCUCUGGCCUUACGUGACCACAUUGGGCUUCAAACCCAAAAUGGACGACGGCCAAUACAGGAAGUGCAUCUGCGACGAUGAAGGCCAACAGCACGUCACCGGCCCCGACGCCUUCAAAUCGGGCGAAUGGAGCCGAUUGGGCCCGAUGGGGCCCCUCCUCGAGCCCCGCAUCAUCGGCGCCAAAACCGGCGCCGCCCCAGAAUCAGAAGUCAGCAAAUACAACCAACCCAACGUAUUCAUGAGAAAACUGCAAGAAAAGUACCCGUACAUUUACGAAUGCUUGAAAACAGCGCCACCUGACGACAUCAUCAGCAAAAUCAACAUGGACCGAUUAUCCACCACCUAUCAAAUCGACUAUUGCCAUAAAGAGGAGUACCCGCCGUCGCCGUACGAUUUGAUGGUGGCAGCGGCGGCGGUGGAGGCGCUGCCGCCGUGCCCGGAGCCGGUGAAGAUACCGGGGGACGUGUGCAGGCCCGGCGGUAAGGUGAGCGCCAGGAAAGACAGCUCGUUUACGGCGAACGUGUCGUUCGAGAAGAAGGGGACCACCGAUCAGCCGCUGGGAAGUUGUAAAGGUGGAGUGUUUUCGGUGACGCCGAACAACACGGAAUACCAGGACACUUAUUCGCGCGCCGGGAAUUUGAUCAUUAGGGAUGGAAUUCACGAUCCCGAAAGGAGAAAUGUUUUGAAAUAGCCAAAUUCUCAUUUCACCAAUUAAGAAGACCGAUUCGAUUGCAUCGUCAUUAGAAGCUUUUUGAGAAAAGGCGAUUUUACAAAUAAAAUUUGCUUAUGUCCUGUCUAAUUGUAUCUAAGGAUAAUAAUUGUCUAGUGGGCAGGAUGAAUCUCAUCGUUUGUGUUUUGUAUUGUUUUUAUUAGUGCUUGUCAAUAAAUCGAGGUCUUUUAAUUCUGUUUGUUUUAUUAAUACAGUGAAUAAUUUGUUUCGAAAUAC